Messenger RNA from Schizosaccharomyces cryophilus OY26, 996 nucleotides. RefSeq lists its product as uncharacterized. The record is from RefSeq and is a predicted model, not a curated record. Bases 213 to 584 code for a protein of 123 amino acids. NCBI's taxonomy places the organism in Eukaryota, Fungi, Ascomycota, Schizosaccharomycetes, Schizosaccharomycetales, Schizosaccharomycetaceae. The transcript has a single exon.
CAGUCCCCCUUAGGAAAUACUUUCCUGACGCUCUCGCUUUUCCUUUGCAAUUAUAAACGUCAGUAGUAAUUAUUCUUCUAGGGAGAUUGCAGCUAAAAGUUGAUUCAAAUAGUACUGUUCUUCGUAUUAGGGAAGUUUACAUUGAGAAAUUGCUGAAUCCUUGGAACUCAUUUACAUUCUAGUAUCAUUCACUUCCAACUCAAAACAGAACGAUGGCUACUUUAACAGUUCGCAUAAUUCGAAAUUUUGAAUAUCGUACACUUAAAAAUGUGGUCUUUCAUGGUAUUGAUCUCGCUACAACUACUGUUGGCCAGCUCAAGAAGAUAAUCCAAGAUCGAAUUCAAACAGAUCCUGCGCUUAAGAUUUAUCGGACCACCAAGUUUGACACGUUGAAAAUUUAUGUGAAAGCUCAACAGCACAAGACGCAAAACUUAGCCAUUAACUUGGAUCAUGAUGAUUGGGUUCUCACAGACGAUCACCAAACUUUGGCUUUUUGCGGAAUUGAAAACGAAACUGAACUUUCCUACUUUAAUUUGGAUGCCUACCGUGCGUACCAAGAGAACCCCGUUCAAAAAUGGAUGUAAAGAAACAAGCGGCCAAUGGAAUUCUGUUGUCCACCAUGAAAACGAACGUAAAUGUUCGUAUGCUUGGAUCCUUCUGUUUCUGCCAUCCUUAAUUCUAACGAAACGCAAAAUGAUCCUGUAAAUCUCUUAUUUUCGGAAUAUUUAGAGUUCACAGAAUCGCUUUCCUAGAAAUCAACCUUUUAUCACUCAGUUCAUUUCGUCUACCAACCAAAAAAAAUAGGACAAUAGUAUAAUAAAUAUAAAAGGUAAUAGACCUUCUCAUUCCGUCUAUUUCAUCUCAUACAGUCAUUCUCUUUCCUCUCAAUCUUACUACUAAUUAUGUAUUCCACUUCACUGUCGCCCAUACAAACAGACCCUUCACUUGUUCGUUCUCCAGAACACUGUCGAGCUUCACGAAAAAAAAAAAUAAAAA